UGCGCUGCUGGCUGUGCUGUCGCCAACUGGAUACGGGCCACCACAAAUACACGCGCAACAGAGGGACGGUUUGGGUACUCGAGGCUCGGGCCCGACGUGUCCCAAACGAUCUUUCAUUCACUCUGGCUUUAACAACGAUAAGCCUGCAGCAUCAGGCGUCCUCAAGACAAGGUAGUCCAGUGUCUGUCGUCACUGACACGACUCUCGCAACCGCCCAGAGUUCGCCUCGGACACCACCGACGCCCACUUGGGCACCACAGCAACAACUUCAUCUGCACAACCAGCCGCAGACUGCCUCGUCCGCAACCAGACUUGAACGACACUUCCUCCUUGACUUUGGCAAAGAGAAUCAAUGUAGGCGGGCUCAAGAAGACUGCCGCGCAGGGGACAUAAAUUCAAUGACGGGAAGGAGAUCUGUGGCACCGAAUGCCUCGAUACAGCAGACCACUGGACCGCCACCCCAGGAAACAAACCAGCAGCCUCCCUCGCCUAGAACGUCUUCUCAGGAAGCACACGAUGUCCGCUCGUAUGGUCCGGCUGAGCCCGUUGGCAGGCAACUGUCGUCUACACCGCGAGGUCUUGGGGUUCAGAAUAUCCUCAAUACGACCGAGGGUGACUAUCGGGCCCCGGGAGUGAAUACUUUAUACGUACCAAAGACCAGAGGCGCCCGGGAAUCGCCUCAAAACCAACCGACCCAGCAGUACCAAGCCCACAAACACUAUCCGCCAGCGAUGACCGGAUCGAUGACCGAAUCCUUCUUCGAACGUCGCCCAGAGAAUCGUGAUUCUCCCCCAAACCAAACUCCCGCACCCUUACUGUCACCAAGACGGAUCCUGAGUCCCCGGGGACCCCGAUCAUCGAGCAUUCGACCCGGGCCACCUCCGCACGAGCUGGACAAGCGACUGCAAGCUCCAGUGGCGCAGGCCGCCCCGGCCAAGAGACCCUAUGAGGAUGUUUCCUCCAGCGACCACCUCUCCGGUCCAGCCUCUAGGCGUCUGCCCAACAGUCUACCUCACACGCCGAAUCCUCCUGGUGCCUCCCCUGCGCGCGCAGCAUCGCAGCCAGCAACGCAGCCUUUUGGUACACCGCAUGUGCUAACCCCUAGCGUCAAUCCAUGGAUGUCUCAAGAGCGAGGCCCUGUCUCUCCCCUGGAAACGCCGCAUUUGCAUACCUAUGGCAUCAACAGGUCUGCAUCAACAUCAGGAACGAUUGCUCCGAGACCUGGACAGCAUGGCCAGCCAGCAGGGGCUUCUGCCAUGAGUCCACGUGCUCUGGGAUUGGAGGGAAGCCAGGCCGCUUCGCUGAUGCGUCUUCCAGGCUACGAGCACGAGCCCAUCGAGGUGCAUGUCGAUACGUCGCAGGGCUCGCGGAAGGCGAGCGAGAAACGCGAGCGCAACGCCCAGGCUUCGAACAGACACCGAGCCAAGAGACGGCAGAUGGCGCAGGAUGACAAGAAGCACAUUCAGCAGCUGCAGGAGGAGCAAGAAGAACUCGAGCGUCGCAUCCGCGACUUGAUGGCUUUAGCGGACCAUUACCGAGCGGACCGGAACCGAUUGCGAGACAUUGUCCGUGCUACUCCAGCUAUUUCCGAUCAUGCAGCAGGACCACCGAGUCCGCGGACUACAGAGUAUAAUAGCGGCGCAAGUCCAAUGCUGCACCACGCACCGCAUGGUCCGGGCGCAUUGCGAGAUUUCAGAGAGCACAGUAGCGAGGCUUCGUCGAUGGAUCGCACUGCGCAGAGGCCUAUGGUGGAGGAUCGACAAGAACCAUAUGCACACCGGCAUGGAUCCACGACGCCGAACUCCUCCACCGCUUCUCUGCCGCCUGGGGGAACGUACAUGCCACUGCCCCGACCGACCUCCGCCUCGUCAUCCACAGGCAUGGGAGAAAGGCUCCCGUCGCUGAGGACGUUAGAAGGCCCGCCUCCACCUGUUGCUGAUGGCCGCGUGUGGGAACGGGAUUUGAGGACAGGACAAUGGGUUCUGACACAGCCACGGCAGUACGAGAUGGGGUGGGCGACAGGAGUCGCUGGGCCUCGUCGACCGCACGAAGGGCCACAGUGAUGAUUGCUGUGCCGUCUUUGCUGGUGUUGGCCGGCAUAUCGCGCUUCAAAACACGCGGCUAGUCCCCCUCCACGCGGAACCAGCGAUGCUAUAAGCAAGACAUCUGUCGAC
Emericellopsis atlantica is the source of this 2174-nucleotide messenger RNA. RefSeq lists its product as uncharacterized. Gene Ontology annotation, molecular function: DNA-binding transcription factor activity. The record is from RefSeq and is a predicted model, not a curated record. Bases 399 to 2063 code for a protein of 554 amino acids. Gene Ontology annotation, biological process: regulation of DNA-templated transcription. The transcript has a single exon. NCBI's taxonomy places the organism in Eukaryota, Fungi, Ascomycota, Sordariomycetes, Hypocreales, Bionectriaceae.